Eimeria necatrix is the source of this 1425-nucleotide messenger RNA. Its product is annotated as peptidase family M48 domain-containing protein, putative. Gene Ontology annotation, cellular component: endoplasmic reticulum membrane. NCBI's taxonomy places the organism in Eukaryota, Apicomplexa, Conoidasida, Eucoccidiorida, Eimeriidae. Gene Ontology annotation, molecular function: metalloendopeptidase activity. The coding region runs from base 1 to 1425 and encodes 474 amino acids. The record is from RefSeq and is a predicted model, not a curated record. The transcript is spliced from 6 exons. Gene Ontology annotation, biological process: CAAX-box protein processing.
AUGAGGCUCUUGUCGGGCAGUUGGUUCUCAGACGUGCCGUGGCUUCAUGUGUACGUAGGUUUCUCACUUACGAUUGAGGCAUUUGAGCAAUACUUGAGCCUGAGGCAAUGGCGGCGCUAUAACAGCAGCAGUAAACCCCCAGCGCUACUGAAUCCGCGAAUGUCCCAGGAGAGCUAUGCAUCAGUGACGGCCUACAACACGGACAAGAUCAAGUUGUCAAUGGUAUCAUCGCUUGUCGAAUCAGGUCUUUCCGUGCUGUCCACUCUUUUUUUCUUCGGGCCCUUUUGCUGGCGGUUGGCCGGCCACUGGGCAGGGGACGGCGAAUUUGUUCGUCCUCUGGCCUUCAUGGGCAUACAGAGGUUGGUCUCAGAGUGUAUUUCCACCCCCUUUCAAGUUUACAGUGAUUUCUGUGUCGAGGAAAAGCACGGAUUCAACAAAAAGACCGCAGCACUCUUCAUUAAAGACAAACUACUGGGACUGGGGCUCACUGCAGCUAUCGGGGCGCCAAUUCUGUGCGCUGUGAACUGGCUUAUCAAGUGGGGUGGAGAAAAUUUUCAUUUCUGGCUUUGGGGUUUCUCUGUGCUGACAACAUUCGGAAUGAUCGUAAUAUACCCGAAUUUCAUCGCACCUCUUUUUAACAAAUUUAAAGUAUUGGAAGACAGAGAACUACGGUCGAAAAUUGAUGCAUUGGCUGAGCAACUGAACUUCCCUCUCUGUGAAGUUUACGAGAUGGAUGGGUCUAAGCGUUCAAGCCAUAGCAACGCGUACUUCUAUGGUUUUUGGCGGUGGAAGCGCAUUGUCAUAUUCGAUACCUUGCUGCACCUGCCCCAUGACCAAAUCCUUGCCAUUCUUGGCCACGAGUUGGGUCAUUGGCAAAUGAAUCACUUCAUGCAGCGUUUGCUUCUAGUGUUCAUGAAUCUAUUCGUUACGUUUUAUCUCUAUGGAAAAGUAAUGAACAACGACCACCUCUACAAGUGUUUCGGCUACGGGGCAGAUGCCAAGUCCCCCAUCAUUGGUCUUAUGCUCCUUGCCAAUGUGCUCGCUCCGGUGAACACUGUUUUGUCAGUGUUUUCUACUCUGCUAUCUCGCAAACAUGAAUUCCAAGCAGACGCUUUCGCCUGCCGGCUCCACUACGGGGAGCAAUUGAAGGAGGCCCUGUGCACAGUUCACACAGAAAACAAGUCCACUCUGGACCCUGAUCCCUGGUACUCUUGGUGGCACUACAGCCAUCCGCCCUUGCUGGAGCGUCUCGCUGCCAUUGAUUCCAUUCUUCUGAGGGAUGGAAAAAAGGAGAGGAGCAAAGGAGGCGAAAACAAUUCCAGCAGAUUAGAGGAGCUGGAUGGAGAGGACAGCAGGGCAAGAGGGUCUUCUCAGAAUUCGGAACGUGCAACGAGACGAGCAAAACUUGCGGCAGAGGACGAAUAA